UAUUAUUAGUGCAUGAUACGCGAAUUCAUUAGCUUCACUGUUGGAGCAGAUAGGCUACUCGUAAUCUUAAAGCAUUAACAUGAUGCAGAGGUUUAGCUCUCUCUGUCUCUCUUCCUUUUAGCCCUGUAGCUAUUGGCUUUGAUCAUCUUAAGAAGGCAGUAUCCUGUUAUCAGGGAGUAGGCUAAGCUGGAAUUAGUUUCUUCUGAGGUUUAGAGCAAGGAAGAGUUGCAUUACUACUUGUAUCGGUAUGAAUCACUUGUUGUUAAGCAGGUGUAAGUUUACUUAGAUACGUUAACCCUUCUCUUCAUUCAAAACAGUUUCAUGCUGAGACUGGUUUCUAGUUUCAAAUGGCAUGUAUUACGUACUGCAAAAGUAGGUUGACAGAUUAAGCAUUCGGCUGCAGAUGAGCAUCUUAAACCAGUCCAUCAGUCCAAAUGGACAACCGGCAUUCCCCCUUAAAGGUUCUGCCGCACAAGAUGCCUGUCAAAAUGUUCAAAUGGCCUUGCCAUUGCGUAAGACUUCCACCCUGAAGGCAUACCGAUCGAGCUCCAUGAAGAAAGCUUCCUCUGUUCGUGGUGCAUCUGAUGUUGGAUCUCGGACUGAUCGACACAUUGACAUUCUAGAUGGAUUCACCAGCAGCAUUCGCAACCUGCCUCAUCUACUCCAGCUUGAAAACCAAUCUGAGAAUGCAGAGAGAUGCAAGAUAUCAGUGUGCAGCAUGAAAUUCCAGCCCUUCAAUCCAAGUUUCAUGCAUGCCUUUGUGGAGAAUGAGGAGUUCUGUGAGACAGAAGAUGUUGGCAAAGAGUCUGAUCGAGGCUCCUUCAAGCCAAGUGAUGUUCUUGUCAUCUCUGUUUCAUCUGCUGUGGAGCUGGAUGACCGACAGAUGGAUCUCAUCACUAGGAAGAUGCAGAAGCUGACAGGAUUCAGAAAGUUGAGGCUGGAAAACAUCGUUGAUCCAUCGUUAAUUGCAGGGUUUGUCAUCAGCUACUGCAGCGAUGGGUCUCAUGUUAUCGAUCUAAGCGUGAAAGGUCAGUUGGCUACACUAGCAGCCCGGCUCGAAUCGUCGGAUCAGAAGACUGCCAACACUGUGCAAAGCUGGAGUUUCCCAAGCAACACGAGCUAAACUGAUCAUAUACAAACUCAUGAGUCCGGACAAUGAACUCAAGGAAGCAAGAUCUUGAUCUUGUUCUGCUCAACUCUAAAUUUUUGGUUUCAGAGAUGUGGAUACAAGCAGGCUCUUACUACCUCUUUCAUGUAUUGACAGUGAACCUAUUAAUGGAGUUGUUGUAUGCAUCAAGUUUUGACUGUUUCUUGCAGAGUUUAUCUCAGUUUAGAUCAAGAGAUGCGACUGCCAAUUAGCCUUGUAUGUUUUGACCUGAUGUGUAAGAUAUCUGAUGCCAUCACCUUA
Musa acuminata subsp. malaccensis (wild Malaysian banana) is the source of this 1408-nucleotide messenger RNA. NCBI's taxonomy places the organism in Eukaryota, Viridiplantae, Streptophyta, Magnoliopsida, Zingiberales, Musaceae. The record is from RefSeq and is a predicted model, not a curated record.